Molecule: messenger RNA, 2475 nt
Organism: Leucoraja erinaceus (little skate)
Lineage: Eukaryota; Metazoa; Chordata; Chondrichthyes; Rajiformes; Rajidae
Product: N-acylethanolamine-hydrolyzing acid amidase-like
Exons: 11
Coding region: 589-1695 (368 amino acids)
Biological process (GO): fatty acid metabolic process
Cellular component (GO): lysosome
Molecular function (GO): fatty acid amide hydrolase activity
Source: RefSeq, a predicted model, not a curated record
CCUUGUGGCUAAAGGGAUCAGGGGGCAUGGGGAGAAGGCAGGUACGGGAUACUGAGUUGAAUGAUCAGCGAUGAUCAUAUUGAAUGGUGGUGCAGGCUCGAAGGGCCGAAUGGCCUACUCCUGCACCUAUUUUCUAUGUUCAAUGCUGUGCAGAAUUGGUUUCAUGGGAGUGUGUUUUUCAGACUGGAGCCCUGUGACUAGUGGUGUUCCUCGGGGAUCGGCGCUGGGCCCAUUGCUGCUUGUGGUUUAUGUGAACAAUAUUGAUGAGAAGUUACAAGGCAUGAUUAGUAAGUUUGCAGAUGACUCUAAAGUGUAUGGUAUAGUAGAAUGGUCCCGACCCGAAACAUCACCUGUCCAUUUCCCCUCACAGAUUCUGCCUGACCCACUGAGUUAUUCCAAAGAUUUGUCUGAAUCGUCUUGGGAAACCAUUGAUGACGGUGCAAUGUUCCUGCUUUGAUCUGGCCCACAAUUGUGUUCAGCCCCUUGUGAAUUCAGCAUGAGUAGGCUGGGCUUCCAGGCUUGGGACCCGGUAGUUAUCCUAUUUAAGGGCAGACCGUGCAGUGUUUGUUGCAGCGGCCGCUGAGCAAGAUGCCCGCGAUACGGCUGCUGGUGUUGUUGGGCUUGUUGGCGGCGGCAGCACAGGGCGACUGGUCUCCCCCGCUUUUCAACCUGAGCCUGGAUACGCCGCCCUCCCAACGCUGGGAACCGCUGCUCAACAAAUACAGCCCCGCACGUCUGAAGCACGAUAUGGAUCAAGUGGUCCGCACUGUUGCUCCAAUGUGGGCGGUUACAAUUAUUAAUAUGUUAGCACCUGUGCUGAGCUACAUGUUGCCACAGCCCUAUGGCGAAGAAAUUGAAGGAAUAUGUAAAUUUCUUGGAGUCACCCUCGGAGAAGGACUUCUUAUCAAUUAUGCCUAUGAAGCUCUUGGAGCUUGCACUAGCAUUGUUGUACAAGACUCAAGAGGAAUGAUUAUCCACAGUAGAAAUAUGGACUUCCCAUUCACUGACAUUUUAAGGAAUGUCACAAUUGACAUACAAUUUGUAAAGAAUGGUCAGAUUGUCUACAAAGGAACAACAUUCCUUGGUUUUGUAGGUUUAUGGACUGGCCAAAAAGCAAACAAGUUUGCAAUUACUGGAAAUGACAGAGCUCAAUAUCAUUGGUGGAACAUUGCAAUUGCUGUACUUUUAAAGCAUUAUCCUUCUCCAAGCUGGCUGAUUAGAGAUACUCUCGCACAAGCUGCGGACUUCCAAGAAGCUUUGGAGAUGUUGGCGUACACUCCGAUCACUUCAAAUGUGUACUUCAUUUUAAGUGGGGUGAAACCAGAUGAAGGCACCAUUAUUACAAGAAACAUCAAAGGUCCUGCUAACAUCUGGCCUUUGAUGUCUUCCAAAGGAGAGUGGUACAGAGUGCAGACAAACUACGACCACUGGAAAGCUCCACCUCCAUGGGAUGACCGAAGAACACCCACCAUCCAUGCUCUCGAAAAUACAACACAAAAGAACAUCAGUCUCGAUACAAUGUUCAAGAUUCUUUCUACCAGACCCAUGUUAAAUAGGAUCACGGUUUAUACAACAUUGAUGUGCGCUGCAGAGCCCUAUGAAUACAGAACAGUGAUUCGCUCACCACUUCCAAUGGUAGAAUACAUUAUUGGUGAUUUGCAAGAAAUGAUUUACAAGAAUGCUACAAUGACAUAGUUAUCGAUCGUUAUUAUCAGGAUAUGAAGAUACUGGACAUGAACGUAUAGAGACUCGUCACUCUAAUUUGUCAAAACUCUUUCUCAACCAAUGUCGGGUCGACGUACCGGUUCAUUUUAUGAAAUUUGCCCAUUUGAUAAUUGUUGAAAAGGUAUCUGUCUAAAAUAAUAAAGAUGAGUUUAAAAGAAUAUCUUCAAGGCACAGAGGUUGGUGAAGUUACAUGCAUUUCACAUGGAUGCAGUUGGGGUAGGUAAAGUGCUGAAAUCCAAACGGAUAGAAUUUCAGUGUGCAUGAAGGAACUGCAGACACUGGUUUCAACCGAAGAUAGACACAAAAAAACUGGAUCGACUCCUUCUCUCCAGAGAUGCUGCCUGUCCCGCUGAGUUACUCCAGCUUUUUGUGUCUAUCUUCGAUAGAAUUUCAGAACAGCAUGCCUGGAGAGUUCAAGGAUGGUGGAAAGAUAAGAAGAAACAUGGAGGAAGGUUUCUGCAGCAGUUGAGCCUGAGGUUGGGGGCAGAGAAAAGGCUCUUGCAGCUGCAGAUUCAAUUCCAGUAACAAAUAUUAAUUUCCUGAACAAUUUGUAAAUAUGUUUUGAAAUUAGUCUGAAAGAUUAUAGACAAGUUUAAAAAUUGCAGUGUUAUAAUGGGCAGGCAUUAUAUGUAUCAGCAAAAAUGUAUCCCACUGAUGAAAAUCAUGUAAUUAUGUUUUCUUUUCCCUUUCAUAAGUAUGUGCCUGAUUUUAUAUUUUUCUGAUGAUGCUUAAUAAACAUUUUCUCAAGCA